AUGACCGUCGUCGGCCCCGACGUUCCUCCAGCUGUGGCACAGCGUAUCGAGACCUUUUACCGGGUGUCCGACUACGACACGCAUGACGAGUACAUGGGCUGUUUCACGCCGGACGCCAAGUUCAACAUUGUUGCUCCGCGCCAGGGCCACAAGCAGAUCCUCGAGGGACGUAUCUGGGGCAUGACCACGCGGACCAACCAAGUCCACCGCCUGUCGCAUAUCUGGAAGACCGAAGACAACACAUAUCUAGCCCUCGGCGACAUUGACUUUGACCGGACCGCCGACGGGGCCAAGAUUCGAGACCUCCCCUUCGUUGCCAGGUUUAGAAUGACGCAAGGCGAGGACCCGAAAAUUGACGUUUACUACGUCUGGGUCCCCUGGUUGGAAGCUCCCAGACCCGGUCGCAGUAACAUGCAGACAGACAGGACGAGCUCAACGGUACAGAUGGCUGCUAGAGAUACUGUACAAGUACAGUCUGAGCUUCCCUCCGUUGAGGGGAUUCGGUCGCGGCGUCUUGGAAGGGGUGAUGUGGUCGAGCAACUUGCUACCUGGCCUGAUAAAGGUGAUGUCUGGGAAAUCGUCCACGAAGUCGAAGUACACGAGGGCAGGGAUGCGUCUUGUGAGAACAUUCGGCAGGGUGGUGAUGGAGAGGAAACCGCGGAAGUUGCCAUGCUCGAAAGCGAGGAACUCGAAGACUCGGCGGCCUUCUUGGUCGUAGUAGUCCAUGGCGGGGAAUGA
Messenger RNA from Trichosporon asahii var. asahii CBS 2479, 738 nucleotides. RefSeq lists its product as uncharacterized. The coding region runs from base 1 to 738 and encodes 245 amino acids. Lineage: Eukaryota; Fungi; Basidiomycota; Tremellomycetes; Trichosporonales; Trichosporonaceae. The transcript is spliced from 3 exons. The record is from RefSeq and is a predicted model, not a curated record.